Molecule: messenger RNA, 1632 nt
Organism: Suillus fuscotomentosus
Lineage: Eukaryota; Fungi; Basidiomycota; Agaricomycetes; Boletales; Suillaceae
Exons: 7
Coding region: 1-1632 (543 amino acids)
Source: RefSeq, a predicted model, not a curated record
AUGAUGCCGCAUCAAGUCUCUACUGGUGACUACUAUACCACUGUGACAAUCCUUACCAUCAUAUUUCGUAAAUUUCAACAUAUCAUAGUACUGAAAGAUACGCUGGCUGGGCAUUAUACCAGUAAGGGGCUCAACCAAGGAGUCACUAGUUUAUCAUUCAGUAUUCGACCGCGGCACUUCAGCCUGACUCCGAACCACCGCCAUUGUCCCUUGGCAAACAUCAUUAUGAUUCCUCCAGGCUCAGAUCAAACUGCACGUCGCCAGGAGCUUGGUGAUGAUCAUGAUGUUAGCCACUGCAGCUUUCAGCCACCUCCAGACUCAAAUGUCAAGAUGUCCGAGUAUGAAUGGUCACAAUGGUGGGAUGAAAUGAUGAACCUGCCGCCAGUGGCAGACUCCGGGUCAGGCUGGCCUGACUCAGAUAUGCGGCCUGCCGCCUCGCUGGACAUCAUAGCACCGCUGUCCCAUGAAAACGAGUCAAACCCGCACAACAGUUCAGCUCCUGCGCCAAGUCAGGUUCAUCACACCCCCGCAGAGACCCCACUAGCCUUAUCCUCCGAGGAAAUUUUGGCCUUGGUCAUGAGUUUCGGUGACUCGGACGCAACUGACAGUGCCCCAGAGGCUGGAGUCACGGCAGUCCCGCAUCCAUACACCCUUGAAGUCGCUGGCAGUGAUGUUCACGCCCGCCUGUCGAAUGUUCGCUUCGACCUGCCGCUAUCAUUGGGUCAGGUUGACUCACCGCCGCCAUCCCGAAGUCGAUACACCCCCUACAAAAUUAUUGACAGGCCUGACAUUCAUCGUGGCAGGCAUGGUCUUAGUGACGAUGCCGAACAUCACGCUGGCCCAUCACAUCACAGCCUGAUGCCAGGUGUACCACAUCCUGCAGCACCAUUGUCUAUGACAUCCGAGUUGUUGCCCCCAACUUCUGCGCUGUUCGGUCUUGAGAGCCUACCCAAGGUAAAAUUGAAGGCCAAAAAGGGCAUGAAACAGUCGAUGCUCGACGAUUCGUUUCUACUUUCAUCCAAGGAAAGAUCAAAAAAGGCGAUUGCCAGUCUCACUGCUGUCGUAACGGCAUUCAAUGAUCCUGAACUUACCUUGUGGUCCCGUGGGAGUGACGCCAAAAAGCACGCAGAAAAAAUUGGCAAGACUGCCAAGCACCUCAGGAAAAAGGUCAAGGAUAUAGUUCGGACGGCAGUCUUAUUUGGCUACAAUUUGGAUGAAGCCUUGGCAACCCAAACACAAGAGGAGAUAGAGCUUACCGUCAGCAACCUUCUGCAAGGCGACGUGUUCCUAUACGGAGAUAUCAAGGUGGGAGGAGAGACUAUAGUCGGCGUGCCCUUUGCGAACAGAGUAGUGCGGCAUUUUGCGCAGCACGUACUGUUCCAUCAACUUGACCUCCAGGAAUAUGUCAACCCCAGCCGAGACCUUGGGGCAUUAUUUGCUUUCAUCGGGACAUUAUUUGAGUGGGCGUUGAGGGAAUUGUCUACUGAUGUUUUCAUCCCCAGUGACUUUGACCUGUCCCGCGCCCGGGUGGCUUUCGACGAAAAGUUGAGUGGUCUCUACAAGUCAAUGAGGGGCGAUGUACGUAGCGUCCUAGUUGCAGGCAUUUACACCCAAAGGGGGCAACCAUCUUAG